Molecule: messenger RNA, 4570 nt
Organism: Xyrauchen texanus (razorback sucker)
Lineage: Eukaryota; Metazoa; Chordata; Actinopteri; Cypriniformes; Catostomidae
Product: sodium-coupled neutral amino acid transporter 5-like
Exons: 16
Coding region: 238-1668 (476 amino acids)
Biological process (GO): glycine transport; L-histidine transmembrane transport; serine transport
Molecular function (GO): L-glutamine transmembrane transporter activity; glycine transmembrane transporter activity
Source: RefSeq, a predicted model, not a curated record
GUUCUCUCUCCCCUUCCACUCCAUCUGCCUGACUGUGUUGGAUGAUAUACUGAAGAACCUUCAGGGAAUAUCAAAUCAUUAACCUGGAGGACAAGUAUAUCACCUUUGUCUGCAUUUGUUCAAUAGGACCUGUUAGAAAUUGGCACACUGCUUUGAAGAUUCUUUAUUAAAGUCUCAAAAAGAGCUUUACCUUGAAAACGGUGUUCUUUGGACUGUUGAACAUUUGAAUAGACCAAAAUGGAGCUACAGAAAAUGUCAAACGGUCACCAUGAUCUCAGCCCUGAAAAAAUCACCCUGGAGAGCGAAUUUGAUGGUCUUGAAAACAUGAUGGCACUGGGUGAUACAUUCCUUACCAAUAAGAGCAAUGGAAAGAUAGAGACUCAGUUUACAGAUUUUGAUGGAAAGACUUCAUUCGGAAUGUCUAUUUUCAACCUCAGUAAUGCCAUUAUGGGCAGUGGAAUUCUGGGAUUGGCUUAUGCCAUGGCCAACACUGGAAUCGUUCUUUUUAUAAUCCUUUUAAUAUCAAUUGCUCUGCUGUCUGCUUACUCCAUUCACAUUCUUCUGAAGACUGCUGGAGUUGUUGGGAUCCGUGCAUAUGAACAGCUAGGGGCCCGUGCAUUAGGUCCACCUGGGAAAGUCUUAGCAGCGUGUAUAAUAACAUUGCAUAACGUUGGAGCAAUGUCAAGUUACCUCUUCAUUGUGAAGAUAGAGUUACCUUAUAUUAUUCAGGGUCUUAUGGGGAUACCAGACAACAACCAGUGGUAUGUUGACGGGAGGUAUCUCAUCAUCUUUGUUAGUGUCUUUGUCAUUCUUCCAUUGGCAUUCAUGAAACGGCUUGGGUAUCUGGGAUACACCAGUGGCUUCUCCCUUAGCUGCAUGGUCUUCUUCCUCAUAUCUGUGAUCUACAAGAAGUUUGUGUCAGAGUGUUCUGAAGAACACUGCAAUAACGACAUCAUGCUCAACCAAACCAUAAACAACUCCACCUCUAACAUAGCUAAACUUGUCACUUUCAACCCACAGACGGCUUUUACCAUUCCCAUUAUUGCGUUUGCGUUUGUAUGUCACCCUGAAGUGCUGCCCAUCUAUACAGAACUCAAAAAGCCAACCAAGCAACGCAUGCAAAAUGUCGCUAAUAUCUCUAUAAUGGCCAUGUUUGUCAUGUACCUGCUGACUGCCAUCUUUGGCUACCUUACCUUCUAUGAAAGUACGGAUUCGGAGCUUCUGAAGAUGUACAGCAAAUCAGACACACUGAUGCUCUGUGUUCGGUUGGCUGUGCUGGUGGCAGUGACACUGACCGUCCCUGUCGUGCUUUUUCCGAUCCGUCGUGCUGUCCUGCAGCUUUUGUUCCCUGAUAAGCCCUUCCACUGGGUACGUCACAUUUCCAUUGCUGUGUUUCUCCUGUUUGUCGUCAACCUGCUUGUCAUCUUCGUGCCCAACAUUCGUGACAUCUUCGGCUUUAUCGGUGCUACAUCUGCUCCCAGCCUUAUUUUCAUUCUGCCAGGAAUAUUUUACAUCCGCAUCGUCCCUGAGGAACAGGAGCCGUUGAAAUCACGACCAAAGAUCCAGGUGAUUACAUUUGUGAUAGUGGGUUUCAUCUUCAUGAUCAUGAGCACUACGUUCAUCAUAGUGGAGUGGGUUACAGGAAGGAAGACCAUGGGUGGCCACUGACAGAGCAACAGAAGUCAAGUCCCUGAAGACCAGAUUCUCACAGAACACACACCGUAAAAGCUGUAACCUCUGAACCAGUACAGCAACUGCAACCCUCUAAAAAUAUCUGUCAGAACUGUGGAGCAGUGGUUGUGCCCAAGGUGGUGGGCCCUAAGAGCUGUAUGUCUAAAUAACAUUUUGACAUGAUGGCUAUAAAAUCAGAUAACUCAAAAUUUCAAAGAAUCCAGAAUAAGAUGGUCUUCAAGGAAAGUAGUUACCAUGCUUAAUAAUCCAAAGCAGCACAAUACACACACACUCUUUUGACAUGUUAGCAGGGCUGGACUGGUAAUCUGGCAUACCGGACAAUUUCCCGGUGGGCCGACACACUUUGGGGCUGAUCGGGGGCAGACUGUCCAUCGGGAGUACUGAGCUGGUUGGUUGAGCAUGAUGUCGUUAUUGCAGUGUUCUUCAGUCCUUGAUAAGCUCAAAUGAGCCGGCACGUUGUGCAGAACGGACCACAAAACGCGCCCCCAACUGCUCAACAACUUUAGGAUCACCAUCAACCAAACCCCCCAUCGACAAGUUUUGAGUCAGUUACCAUGUAAAAUCUCAGGCCGAUUUCUCUUCCCAGUCUAGCCCUGCACGUUAGUGCCAUAAUGUUCUUGCAUGUGAUGUAGGACAGUGCCCCGUCUCUCUACCCAAUCAUUUGAUGUUGCAAUUUUAUUUAUUUUUUUAUACAUACAUUUUUUUCACCAUUUCUGCAGCAAUAAGGAGCCCAUACAUACAGUACUGUGCAAAAGGUUUAGGCAUUUGUGAAAAAUGUGGCAUAGUGAUGAUGUCUUCAAAAAUAAUGCCAUAAAUAGUUUUCAUUUAUCAAUUAACAUCAUACUAAUGUCAGUAAACAUAAAAAAAACUAUUCUGAGUCAAUAUUUGGUGUGACCACCUUUGCCUUCCAAAUAGCACCGAUUCUACCAACACCUGGACAGUUUUUCUAGGUUGUUGGCAGAUGGGAUGUUCCAAGCUUCUUGGAGCACUUGCCACAGUCUGUUUAGGCUGCCUCAGUUGCUUCUGUCUCUUCAUGUAAUCCCAGAAUGACUCAAUGAUGUUGAGAUUCAUCUGUUGUAGGGCUCCUUGUUCUUCUAUUCAAUUCUAUUUGCAAAGGCAAUGUUGAAAUCUAAAAUUGACAGUUCCAACUGAUACACUAAAAGCAGAAUAUAAAAAAUAGUCAUUUUAACGGGGCCCUGGGUUGCUCAGUAAUUAAAGAUGCCGACUACCACACCUGGAGUCGCAAGUUUGAAUCCAGGGCGUGCUGAGUGACCCCAGUCAGGCUUCCUAAGCAACCGAUUGGCCCAGUUGCUAGGGUGGGUAGAGUCACGUUGGGUUAACCUCCUCGUGGUGGCUAUAUUGUUGUUUUCGCAAUCGUUGGGGCUCGUGGUGAGUUGUGCGUGGAUGCCGCAGGGGAUAGCAUGAAGCCUCCACACGCGCUAGGUCUCUGGGGUAACGCGCUCAACAUGUGAUAAGAUGCGCAGAUUGACGUCUCUGAUGCAGCUGAGAUUCGUCCUCCGCCGAGUCACUAUGCCACCAUAAGGAACUAUAGUGCAUGGGAAUCGGGCAUGCCAAAAUUGGGGGAAAAAAUAUAAAAAAUAACCAUUUUAAGACAAAUCAUUUGUGAAAAAUAUAAUGCGAAGACUAUUGCACAGUACUCUAUAUAUAAAUAUAUACUAUUUAAAGCUGGUUUAACUACACAGUUAUUGGUGUUUAACAACACAUAACUCCUCUGAAAAUGUGAUCAAAUAUUAUGCAAAUAUUGUCCCUUUUUUCUACCUCUGAGGAGUUUAACAGUGACCGUUAGAGUUGUUUUGUAUUGUUUAAUUUGAUCACAGUGCAUGUGAGUUUUUGGGAACUGUGUUCUGUUGAUCCUCAUAUAUAUUAUAUUAUUUAAAUAGGAAAAUUUACAGUUUUAUUAUGAAUUUAUGCAUUGUCCUUAAGGACAUAAUCUGAAGUAAUAUUUUGUUUUGUUACACCCAUUAAAUAAAUUAAAUGUACAGAAUGAGGGAGACAUACACAAGCAUUUCUGUUGCUGUACAUGUUUUCAUCACUCAAAAUAUACAGUACAUUUACUCCGUUUUAGAGAGAAGGCAGAAUGCAUUGUCUGAAUACUAAUCCUGUAAUAAUCAAAGACAAACUAAACAUGUUUUUUUUUUUCAUGUUGUGUGUUAUUUUGUAUGUUGGAAAUGUCUUUUGAAUACCAUCAAAAUGUAGAAUAAUUGUAAUGCAUUUAAAAAUUAGUGGCUUGCUGGUUUGUUUCUAGUCUGGUAGUUAUUUUGUCUUUUAGUGUUAUUAAAAUUCCACUCCUGAAAUAGACCAGAUGGCAACAAAUGCUGGGUAACACUUCAUGUAAAGGUCACCACAAAAUGAUGUGGCAUAGGUGCAAAUAUCCAUACACUUCCAUAAAGGUUUAUGUGUUCAUACGUUAUGAACAUAUCCAUCUGUCCUCAUCAGUAUCUGUGAGUUUACAUACCAGGAAUACAAGUGGCCCCUGUUUGACCGGAAAAUAACAAUUUCAUUGAAAAAUAAGGGUUGUGCUUGUUUUUGUAUAGUCUUUUCAUGUACAUAUUGUGAAAUGGUAAACAAACGUUCUAUGAAUUAUUAUGCAACAUUUACAUCUGCUUGUCGUUAUAUGUACAUAUUUAAAUUGUAUUUCGCUCUAAUUGGACCUAAAUGUUGAAGAAAUAUGAAAUAUGUAAUUCUCAAUGGAGCAAUAAUUUGUGCAAACUUAUAAAGUGUUUCAAAUCAUUUCACAUGUUUAUUUUUUCAAAGUGCCUAAAUUUGAAAGAGAUUCUUGCAUUUGACUUGGAUUUAUGUUCAGAAACCUUUUAUAGUCGAAUACAUUGCUCUCUGACUUUUAACUAAUAAAGCUGAA